Molecule: messenger RNA, 2661 nt
Organism: Cladocopium goreaui
Lineage: Eukaryota; Dinophyceae; Suessiales; Symbiodiniaceae
Source: the annotation of a GenBank genome assembly
AUGGCGGCCCAAACCUGUUUCUCCGGCUGCUGCCUGCCCCUGAAGCAGCUGCUGAGCGGCCCCACCCCGCGCACCGGUGGCGCGGUGCCGGAUUGCUCGCCCUGGGGGCCUUCGCCGGAGGUGGACUUGAUCCCCUCCCAUGACCGGCCGUGCGUUGGCAGCUGGGCCUCCCCCGUGCCCUCCAUGCCAGCACCCUGGGGCACCUGGGAGAUGGUGGAGGGGGACCUCGAACUCAGGGAAACUCCGCCAGCGGGCACGGUGACCCAUUUGGAUGGCAAGCCCAGGCGCAUCAGUCGCGAUGCGAUUGCAGGGGCACAGCCUGGAAGGUUGCAGGAGAUUGGCAUCUCGCGGACAGAUUCACCGUCCAACUUCAUGUGGGAACAGUUGCUCUCCUCCCCCGGCAGCCUUCCUCAAGGCUUAACAGAGGUGGAGUGUCAGAAACAGACCGAGAAAUUGGUGGACAAGGCCUUGGCGACGAUGCCCAAGGCCGUCGGCGAGCGCUUAGCCAAGGCCCCACGUCGCCUGUUGGUGCAGCGCUCGCUGCAGGGGCAGCGAUUGAGGCGUGGCAUCCUGAGAGGUGCGACGCUGGCAUUCAUCACCACGGGAUAUGAAGGCAAGCGAUUCAUCUACGAGAAAGCCUACGAGCUGGGCGUGCGCAUCGUGGUCAUUGACAGCCCUGACAGUUGGAGUAGGAAGUUAGUUGAGGAGAAGAAGGCCGUGAAGUUCAUUCCAGUGGACAUGAUGCAGUCCUCCUCGGAGGUGGUGAAGUCGUGCUUGGCAGCCCUAGAGGCUUGCGAGCAGGAUCCAGUGGUUGGCAAGAUCGACGGCGUGUGCACCUUCGCCGAGCUCUCGGUGCCGCUGACCGCGCGCCUGGCGGAGCUCUUGGGGCUGCCGGGACCGCUGACGUCGGCCACGGAUCAGGCCCGCGACAAGUCCCUGACGCGCCUGGCGAUGCGCCACAACGGGCUGCCCACGCCGCCGGUGCACGAGAUCCGCAGCGACGCGGACGUGGAACCGGCGGCCCGACGGGUGGGCUUUCCGGCGGUGCUGAAGCCGGUGUCUGGUGCAGCAUCGGUGGGAGUGAAGAAGGUGAAUUCCUUGGAAGAGCUCCAGGCGACAUAUCAGGCACGGCACAAAGAGCUGGGCUCGCUGGUGGUGUCCAGUGGAAACAUCGUCAAGGUGACGCUGAGCGAUUUGAAGCUGGGCAAGACGGGGGGCGAUGGCCAUCCGGAGGAUGGGUUGCAUCCUUUGGGGAUGCGAGCUGGUAUCUAUCGACCUGUGCAGAAAGACCUAGAGACAGCGUUGUCGAGAAGACUGCAAUGGCACGAAAUGGAGAAACCUUUUCCGAUGGAUUGCGGAGCAGUGAAACGAAAGCUGCUGGAGAUCUUAUGUCUUAAGGAGGUGUCUGAGGAGAUUCAAGAAGCAGUCAACGAACUGAUGGAAGCACUACCGGAGGAGGAGGCAGAUAUUGAGAUCUUCGACCUUUUCGCCUCGCCUGCGCUGCGCUGCUGGUUCCUAGGCCAUUUGGGGACUGAGCCCAAUGAGAUCUGGACCGGAGUGCACCAUCACGCAACUUUUAAGCUACACCAUUGCAAGAAGCAGGACAAAAUUCGAAGGCCUAUAGCGACCAGCAUUUAUCCCUCGGCCAAGCUGCUGACCGAGUUGUUACUGAGCUGCCCUGAACUGGUUCGUGGUAAGGAGGUCAUGGAACUCGGCGCCGGCUUCCACGGCCUGCCGUCGCUGGCCUGCGCUGCGGCCGGCGCCAAGGCGGUGCGCUGCACGGAGUCGGAGGCAACGGCGCUGCGACAGCUGGAGAUCAACGUGAAGGACACGGACAUCCAGGUGGAGAAGUUGGUCUGGUUGGAUCUUCCUGAGGACCUACCGAAAUUCCAGGUGCUCCUGGGCGCCGACGUCGUGCACGACACCUGGAUGGCCGCCGCCCUGCUACGCACCCUGCGCCGCAGCCUGGCGCCGACUUCGGGGCGAGCGGUGCUGGUGAUGCCAGCGGCCUACCAUCGUUUUGGAGUGGAGGAAUUUCAACAGUUGCUGCAAGAGGAACAUGCCUCGCGCGAGUGUGCAGAAUUCCGUCGCUGGCCACGGUUUGGGAAGGGGGAGCUACCAGCCAAGGUCUACUGGGGCACUGGUUUCCAUUUCCUGAAUCAGUGCUUGAGAAUUGCGGUUCUGAAGGAUGAUGGAUCAUCAGGUGGAAAGGCCAUCAACGCCGAAUCGGUGAUCGGGGCCCGUUUCCUGCUGGAAAGUUAUUUGGACGGCGACGAGGUGGAUGUAGACGUGAUCAUGUCCGACGGAGAAUGGCAAUUUGCCGCGGUGUCCGACAAUGGACCCACGUUGGAACCCUACUUCAACGAGACCUGGGCGGUGUCGCCCAGUUUGUUGCCCCGCAAGAAGCAAGUGGAACUGCGAGAGCUGGCUGUGAGCAGCGUGAAGGCCUUGGGUUUCCAGGACGGCAUCUUUCACGUGGAGUUGAAGUACACCACUUCGCAUGGCGCGCAGCUCAUUGAGGUCAACGCCCGGAUGGGUGACUUGGACGACUUGGACGAAGCGUCGAUUUGGUCGAAGAGCCGCCCUGGCUGGUUUCAGCUGGGUGAGAACUGGUCUCCCGUGAUUUGCCAAACUGGUCUUUUCCGUGUGGUCUCUUUGUAA